Molecule: messenger RNA, 1348 nt
Organism: Diprion similis
Lineage: Eukaryota; Metazoa; Arthropoda; Insecta; Hymenoptera; Diprionidae
Product: guanylate kinase-like
Exons: 5
Coding region: 250-1032 (260 amino acids)
Biological process (GO): purine nucleotide metabolic process
Cellular component (GO): cytosol
Molecular function (GO): GMP kinase activity
Source: RefSeq, a predicted model, not a curated record
AUCGACAAUAUUUAUGCCGGCCGCGGUAGGCUUUCGCAUGUCGCACGGUUCGACGCAUAGGCGACACAUUUCGCACGAUGAAAUCAAUAUUUCCAAGACCUUGGUCACACUGCUGGAAUCAGCUGACCGAGUAUGACCCUCUGGUCUUUAUCUCUUGCAUAAAUCUUAGCAUCCGCGUUUUUUCCUCCGCUGCUUGAUUCGAACGCUGAAAAAAGUUGACGAAUGUAUACACAUGAUUAAAACUUCUCUAUGAAAUUCAUCGUUUCGAUUGGCCCAGCUGUUAACCAGUUCAUCAAAGGGUUUUGCACAAUGGUUCAAAAAGGACUGCGGCCUUUAACUAUCUGCGGACCUUCGGGUUCAGGGAAAAGUACAUUGCUGAAACGUCUUUUGGAGGAAUAUCCUGACAUAUUUGGAUUCUCCGUCUCACAUACAACAAGAAGUCCUCGACCAGGCGAAGAGCCUGGUAAGCACUAUUACUUCACCACUAAGGAACAAAUGCAGCGAGAUAUUGAUGACGGUAAAUUUAUUGAAAGCGCCAUAUUCAGCAACAACAUAUAUGGAACUAGUAAACGUGCUGUCGAGGAUGUUAGACGUGCUGGAAAAGUAUGCGUACUGGAUAUCGACACCCAGGGAGUGAAACAAAUACGACAAACUUCGCUUGAUCCACUCCUUGUCUUUGUCAAACCUCCAUCAAUUGAAGAAUUGGAACGCAGAUUGAGACAGCGCAACACAGAAACGGAAGAAUCAUUGCAGCGAAGGUUAAUCACAGCCAAAUCUGAAAUGGAAUUUGGUGCCCAGCCAGGCUACUUCCAUAUAAUUAUUGAAAACGACAAUGUCGAAAAGGCCUACGAGCAGCUGCGUGAAUUCGUAAUUGGCGAAAUUAACAGCCAACGUCAAGCAGGUGCUCUAGCGACGUAUUUGCUGUCCAUGAAGGCUUCGGACGAUGAGGACUGCUCCACCAGAGAAACUGAGGAAUCUAAAUUUGUUCCGAGUAUUAUGUUUGUGAAAAGUAACUCUAAAGGAAAUUUAUGAAUAUCUGUAUGUGUAUAUUUAUCAACACGUAUUUCAUUCACGGUGUAAUAAUUAUAGGAAUAAUAAUAGCGAGUAGUGCUUUUACAUGUGAUACUUGGUCAAGUAUUCCCUUUUGAUUCUUUCAAUUCUAAUGAUUGCAAAAUCGCAUAUCUCUACCCGCAGCUAUGUUAUAUAAAUUCGAAAGUAUGAUUGACACAUCCGAUGACAGCGUGACUAUACUUCUGUUGUGAUGUGUAAACCGGUUACUCUAGAAAAUCGACUCGCUCUCCUUGAUAUUCUCACACCGUAUUUAUAUUGGGAAAAUCCAGUUAUUUGA